This is a messenger RNA of Trichoplax adhaerens, 714 nucleotides long. RefSeq lists its product as uncharacterized. The record is from RefSeq and is a predicted model, not a curated record. The transcript is spliced from 2 exons. The coding region runs from base 1 to 714 and encodes 237 amino acids. Lineage: Eukaryota; Metazoa; Placozoa; Uniplacotomia; Trichoplacea; Trichoplacidae.
AUGAAAUUUACGGCAUUAUCAUUGGUUUUCUUCAUCUUCAGCAUAGUACCUUUUACUAUACAGGCGGCUAAAGAUAUAAAUGGAGUUAGCGAAAAUGGUUUCUAUAUCCUAUACGAUAACCAAUAUCGACCGUUUAUCACAUUUUGUGAUUUCAAUUCUGAUAAAGGAUUUAUUUGGACACUUAUUGAGUCAUUUUCCUUGAAUAACAGCAUGAAAGCCAAAUAUCGCAAGGGAUUUUUUCAGGAUUUUCCAACUGUUAGUAGUUUUAUUGACUUGCAGGAAUUUCGAUUAGAGAACUCAGUUAUGAAAUCGAUUGCUGGUGCGCCAGGAUCGACCCAUUUUCGCACAACAUGUAAUUUUAACACGAAUGACCGCAAAGGAAUACAGAAUCAUCUAGACUAUUUGCGUGUAUCAUUUUGUAAUUUUCCCAAUUUCUUUAAAAAUGUUAACAAAAAUACAUGUACUAAGGUGGAUUAUAUUAAUGUCCAAGGACAAUCCUGCAGAGAUUGUAGUAUUCCAAUACAUGAUGGCGGUAAUGAACAUCAUAUGUUAGCUAACAUCGACAGAUCCCCGGACGAUUGUGAUCGUUUGAAAUUUGGAGGUGCAAAAGGAUAUGCUUUUGGUGAUUACAGGCUUUUAGAUUCAAAAUUUUCAUGUUCAAUGGCAUCUAAUUCGACUACCAAUUGGUGGAUUGGAGGUGCAGAUAUGUCGUAA